CGAGUUACAUUGGUUGAUAGCGAGCGCGCACGGGAAAACAAUAUCAUGGCUGCCCACGCCUCAGAGGGACCCGUCGCUGUUCACGACUCCGCCCCGCCCCCUGCCCCGGCUGGCAAGGCGGAACACACAGCGAGGGGCGCGACCAAACCCAAAGAAGAGGACGCGCCUGCGCCUGACCACGACGACGAGGAUGGUGGCGUCUGGGAUUCGGCUUCGCUGUACGAGGAGAUCCUGGAUGAGGUUGAAGCCUUCGAAUACUCUAACGACAGCAAAGAUGUGUGCACUGCUGACGAGGCGCGCCGACUGCGCCAGCGACUGCACGAGGUUGGCGCCAGCCAGUUUGUCAUGGAGAAUAUCACCAGCGAGAAGAUGACGGCGCGCAAGCUGUGUACCGCGUUUGGCGUCAGGAUACCCAAGUUCCUCGAAGAAGCGCCCGACGAGAACUUCUACCAGUUGCUUGGCCUGGCCAUCAACCGCGAGCUCAACAAGCGCCCCCGCCUUGAGCAGUACAAGACCAUUGAUGACGCUGCGAAACUGCUCCUGGAACGCAAGAACAUCAUGGUCAUCACCGGCGCAGGUAUCUCGACGAGCCUCGGUAUCCCCGACUUUCGCUCCAAGAACACAGGUUUCUACUCGCGACUGUUGCAGAUGGGCUAUGACGAGCCCGAGGAAGUCUUUGACAUUCACAACUUUGACGAGAAUCCUCGCACUUUUUACGCGCUUGCCGGGGACAUUAUACCCGACCUCGAAAAGUGGACGCCUACGCACGAGUUCAUACGCCUCCUGCAGGAUAAGGAAAAACUGCUCACCAACUACACUCAGAACAUCGAUAACGUCGAAGCGCACGCCGGUAUACGCAAGGAUAAGCUUAUCCAGUGCCACGGUUCCUGGGCCACUGCGACAUGCCGGAAAUGCAAGUUCAAGGUACCGGGUGAGGUCAUCUUCGACGAUGUGCGCGCACAGCGGCCUGCUGAGUGUCAGCGCUGCAAGGAUGAAAUCGCAGCCCAGCCUAGUAAGAAGCGCAAACGUCAAUCCAACGCCAAUGGCAGUAGGAAGAAACGAUCGAGCGAUGAAGACUCCGAAUCCGAUGGAGCCUUUGACAUUCCCCAGCCGGGCAUCAUGAAGCCGGAUAUAACCUUCUUCGGCGAAGCCCUUCCCAAUGACUUCUUCGAUCGGCUAAAGGAUGUGGACAAGGACAAGGUAGAUUUGGUCAUUGUAAUGGGCACGAGCAUGAAGGUCGCUCCCGUGUCUGAGAUACCCAACUUCCUGCCCCGCGACGUUCCACAGAUUUACAUCUCACGAGAUCCCAUUCACCACAUCAACUUCGACAUCAACCUCCUUGGCGAUUGCGACGUAGUAGUGGCCGAGCUUGCCCGUCGUGCGGGCUGGCAACUCAACCACAAAAUGAUACCCGAGGGCCAGUCAGUUGACGUCACUCUUACCGAUGACAUGGAUCAUAUCUCCACCGUCAAGGCUCACACCCCAGUGACGACUACAACAAAUAAUCAUAUUAACGAACCAGCAUGAGCACUAGCUCAUAGCCUUAGUAUUUUGUGUGUUCACGGCGUUAUGACUGGCAUUACGAGUGGUGUUUUUUCCUCAUGUUUUUUGGGUCAUUUUAGAUCGAGACAGGGGCAUAUCCUGAUUCCCGCAGUCAGUUGCUUGAUCUUCCAUAAUGGAAACUCGGAGUAGGGCGUUGUGGUGUGAUUGAACAUCAAGAGAGAGGUUGCGGGGUCCGGCAUGAAAGAUACCACAGAUCCGAGAGCAUGUGUGAAAGGAGAUGCUAUCAUGUAAUCUCCAUCAACUCUAUCUCCUUUUGUCAUGCACAUAGAGCUUGUCUUGUCUUGCUUUUUUUUCUCUAUGUUCAGGCACAAGAAUACAGUUACAGUCUCUUUCUCUCA
Molecule: messenger RNA, 1901 nt
Organism: Bipolaris maydis ATCC 48331
Lineage: Eukaryota; Fungi; Ascomycota; Dothideomycetes; Pleosporales; Pleosporaceae
Product: DHS-like NAD/FAD-binding domain-containing protein
Cellular component (GO): nucleus
Molecular function (GO): NAD+ binding; histone H4K16 deacetylase activity, NAD-dependent
Source: RefSeq, a predicted model, not a curated record